CCAUAAUACUCUGUUGCUAAUCCAUUUGCUUUGCUCUUAUAAACAAGACGACUAGCGAGAAACCGAAAGCGAAAACAGUGAACCGAAACCUAAUUCUUCCAACAACGAAUUCAAGAAACACAGAGAGAGGAAAAAAAGUAAUGGAGGAAAGUAUCAACAAUAACUGCUCGCCUUCUUCAUCGGCUUAUGAUCACGGUCAUAAUAAUCACAAUUACAGUCCUCCGUCUUCCUCCGACGAAAUCUCGCUUUUUCUCCGGCAGAUUCUCGUCCGUUCCUCGUCAUCGUUAUCGUCUUCAUGUCCGUCGGCUGCUGCUGUACGAGCGAGCCCGCAGGUGCAGCCGUGCUCCUCGACGCCGCCGUCCAUCUCCCAAUCGAACGUCGCGAAGCGUGGGAUCUGCGACGUGGAUUUGUAUGACCGGGCGAGCCCGGGCCCAGUGGCGGGUUAUGGUUCAUCCGCAGCUUGUUUCUCGCGGAACGUGGGAGGGAAUGCUGCCAACGUGUCGGGGUCUUCGGUUGCGGUGAGCGAGAACGAGACUGAAGAGUAUGACUGCGAGAGCGAGGAGGGUCUGGAAACUUUGAUAGACGAACAGCCGCCAAAGCCAGCUCCACCGCGUGGUUCAUCAAAGAGAAGCAGAGCUGCAGAGGUUCACAAUCUGUCAGAGAAGAGGAGGAGGAGUAGGAUAAACGAGAAAAUGAAAGCGUUGCAAAAUCUAAUUCCUAAUUCGAACAAGACGGAUAAGGCUUCAAUGCUUGAUGAAGCAAUUGAGUAUCUCAAGCAGCUUCAGCUUCAAGUACAGAUGUUAUCAAUGCGAAAUGGAUUAAGCUUGCGUCCAUUGUGCUUGCCUGGAGCUUUACAACCCACGCAACUCUCCCAGACACGGAUGAGCUUUAGCGAAGACAAUGGAUCUUUGUAUAUAAACAUGAGUGACAUGCGUCCUGUAAACCGUGAAACUCUAGUGCCACCUGUGUUUAGUCUACCCAAUCAAUGUACUCCUUCAAACCACAUGUCUAUACCCAAUGUGCCAGAUAUAAUCAACACAACAAGCCCAUUUGGUAUAGAAUCACCAAUCCAAGGUCACUUCGGGCCAUUCCAGUUACUAAAUUCAUCAGAGGAAGUCUGCAGGGAAGAUGCAUUACCACAUCAUCAUCAAAUGAAUAUUGGAACUUCCAAGACUAAUUCAUCAGUUUUUGAAGUGGGAAGCUUGACUUCAGUUUCAAUUCCUCUUAAUACAAAUCAAUCCAAUCCAAAGGAAAGUAGCUCUUUAGAUGUAUCUGCCGUAGGAAGAGAUGAAUCAGAAAGCAUGCUUCUAAAGAACAAUGAACAUAAUCUAAUUUUAUCUUCGCAGUUUACCGGGAUGCAAAGGAGAAGUACCACCAAUGAUGAGACUAAAACAGAAUGACCAGUUUGCUGGGCUCAUGAUUCUACUAACUCCAUGGAUUUCAUACAGCAACUUCUUUUCAAACCCUGACAUGAAAGUGGUAAUUUCACAUGCCUCUAAACCAUGAAGCAAAUCUGUAUCAGAAAAAUUUAUCCAAUCAAUUCUUUUGCCAGUCUUUGUGAUUAAUUAGGAUGAGCAGUCAUGUAA
Messenger RNA from Carica papaya (papaya), 1586 nucleotides. It is a transcript of the gene ALC, whose product is annotated as basic helix-loop-helix (bHLH) DNA-binding superfamily protein. Lineage: Eukaryota; Viridiplantae; Streptophyta; Magnoliopsida; Brassicales; Caricaceae. Gene Ontology annotation, molecular function: protein dimerization activity. Gene Ontology annotation, cellular component: nucleus. The record is from RefSeq and is a predicted model, not a curated record.